This is a messenger RNA of Chrysochloris asiatica (Cape golden mole), 1485 nucleotides long. It is a transcript of the gene FGFRL1, whose product is annotated as fibroblast growth factor receptor-like 1. Gene Ontology annotation, molecular function: fibroblast growth factor receptor activity; fibroblast growth factor binding. The record is from RefSeq and is a predicted model, not a curated record. Gene Ontology annotation, cellular component: plasma membrane. The transcript is spliced from 6 exons. Lineage: Eukaryota; Metazoa; Chordata; Mammalia; Afrosoricida; Chrysochloridae. The coding region runs from base 1 to 1485 and encodes 494 amino acids.
AUGAUGCCCAGCCCGGUGUUGUCGCUGUUGCUGUUGCUGUCACUGCUACUGGGAGCUCUCCCGCUGGCCGCCGCUGCUCGAGGCCCCCCAAGGAUGGCAGACAAGGUGGUCCCACGGCAGGUGGCCAGGCUGGGCCGCACGGUUCGGCUGCAGUGCCCCGUGGAAGGAGACCCACCACCACUGACCAUGUGGACCAAGGAUGGCCGCACAAUCCACAGCGGCUGGAGCCGUUUCCGCGUCCUGCCCCAGGGGCUGAAGGUCAAAGAAGUGGAGAGAGAAGAUGCCGGCACCUAUGUGUGUAAGGCCACCAACGGCUUCGGCAGCCUCAGUGUCAACUACACGCUCAUUGUCAUGGAUGAUACCAGUGCAAGGAAGGUGGGCCCAGCAAUCGACGGCUCUGCGGGUGGCCAAGAGGAUCCAGCCAGCAAGCAGUGGGCGCGGCCACGCUUCACUCAGCCCUCCAAGAUGCGGCGCCGGGUGAUCGCCAGACCCGUGGGCAGCUCUGUGCGGCUCAAGUGUGUGGCCAGUGGACACCCGAGGCCUGACAUCACGUGGACGAAGGAUGACCAGGCCUUGACCCGUGCAGAGGCCGGAGACAGCAAGAAGAAGAAAUGGACGCUGAGCCUCAAAAACCUGCGGCCGGAGGACAGCGGCAAAUACACGUGCCGCGUGUCGAACCGGGCAGGCGCCAUCAACGCCACCUACAAGGUGGAUGUGAUCCAGCGGACGCGCUCCAAGCCCGUGCUGACUGGCACGCACCCCGUGAACACGACAGUGGAUUUCGGGGGAACGACCUCCUUCCAGUGCAAGGUGCGCAGCGACGUGAAGCCGGUGAUCCAGUGGUUGAAGCGCGUGGAGUAUGGCGCUGAGGACCGCUACAACUCCACCAUCGACGUGGGCGGCCAGAAGUUCGUGGUGCUGCCCACGGGUGAGGUUUGGUCACGGCCCGAUGGCUCCUACCUCAACAAGCUGCUCAUCGCUCGCGCCCGCCAGGACGACGCGGGCAUGUACAUAUGCCUGGGCGCCAACACCAUGGGUUACAGCUUCCGCAGUGCCUUCCUUACUGUGUUGCCAGACCCAAAGCCUCCAGGGCCACCCGUGGCCCCCUCGUCCUCGACCUCCAGCCUGCCCUGGCCUGUUGUCAUCGGCAUCCCAGCUGGGGCUGUCUUCAUCCUGGGCACCGUGUUGCUGUGGCUCUGUCAAACCAAGAAGAAACCGUGCACGCCUGUGCCCGCCCCGCCUGUGUCUGCCCAUCGCCCACCCGGGACAGCCCGUGACCGAGGAGGGGACAAGGACCUGCCUGCGGCUGCGGUGGCCCUGUGCGAAGAGCAUGGGCCCCCCCAGCACCUGCUGGGCCCUGGCUCAGCUGGCCCCAAGCUCUACCCCAAACUGUACACGGACGUGCACACACACACACACACGCACACACACACACACUCGCACAUGGAGGGCAAAGUCCACCAGCACACACAUUAUCAGUGCUAG